Messenger RNA from Motacilla alba alba, 2885 nucleotides. RefSeq names its product unc-13 homolog D (gene UNC13D). The coding region runs from base 36 to 857 and encodes 273 amino acids. The transcript is spliced from 7 exons. NCBI's taxonomy places the organism in Eukaryota, Metazoa, Chordata, Aves, Passeriformes, Motacillidae. The record is from RefSeq and is a predicted model, not a curated record.
GGGGCUUGGGGCCAUCCCACUCCAGGGCUGGCAGGAUGAGGCACUUCCUUCUGGAGCUUUGCAGAGCCCUUCACCUGAAGACCAUCCCUCCAGCCCAGCCCCUGGUUCCUGCUCACAGCCUCCCUCUCCCCCGCAGCCUCCUCACUCUGCUGUGGCACCACACCCUGUCCGUGCUCUCAGCAGCACGGGGGCCGCAGGUGCCCUCGGUCCAGCACUGCCAGAGGCUGUUCUGUGCCCUGAAGAGCCUGGAGCUGUGCUUCCACGCCGAGGGCUGCGGGCUGCCGCUGAAGAUCCUCCACAGUGCAGCCUUCAGGACACUGGAGACUCACCUGGCUCUCUGCUCCGCCACCAGCCACAAACUCAUCCAGAAAUACUUCAGCAACAGGAUCCAGCAGCAGCUGGACACGAGCUCAGAGAAGUACGGGGCCGUGACCAUCAAAGCUCUGUACCGGCCUUCGGAGCAGAAACUCCACGUGGAAGUGCUCAACGCCACUAACCUCAUCCCGCUGGACUCCAACGGCUCCAGCGACCCCUUCGUGCAGCUCACCCUGGAGCCCCGGCACGAGUUCCCCGAGGUGGUGGCUCGGACCACCCAGUGCAAGAGGAACGAGCUGCACCCCCUCUUCGACGAAGCCUUCGACUUCUUGAUCCCCGCCGAGAAGUGCCUGGCAGGAAGGGGGCCUGUCUGCUGCUCACCGUGUUUGACUACGACGUGCUGGGGUCCAACGACCUGGAGGGCGAAGCCUUCUUCCCCCUGUGCCGUCUGCCCGGCCCUCGACACCGAGGAGGACGAGACUGACAUGGGACGGUUGCCCCAGACCCGGCUCCCCCUCACCCCACCCCAAGCCCACGGAUGAGAUCCUGCAGCUGCUGGAGUCCAGGAAAAGGGACAAAGAAGCUCAGGCCUUCGUUAAGCUCCGCAAGCAACGAGCCAAGCAGUCCAAGGAGACAGAGUGAGGGACGGGCAGGAAGAUGGCCCUGAAAGGGGAACUUUGGUGGUGUUGGAGCCAGAACCAUCUGCAGGGAGUGUGGGGACAAAGGGGUCCCUGUGCCUGCCCCACCACAGCUCCCAGCACCCAGCUCACCUUCGGGCAGCAACGCUCCCAUGGGCCAGGGAGGGUGGGCAGGUGGAUUGGAGGGGAUUUCUUUGCCUGCCUGGACUGGUAACACUACACGAGGGAUGUGGAAGCGUGGCUGUCCCUGUCUGUCCCUCUGGAGUUUGUCACUGCCAGCGCUGCAUCUCCUGGCCAUGUCCCCAACCCUCCUGUCAGCAACAUGACUGAUCCAGGCUGGGGACGGCCGUGACCAAACCUGCCUUCAUUUUUGGUUUUUCUUUAAAUUUUUAAAUUUCUUUUCCCCCUCAUUUUCUUGUGAAUAAGCCUCUUAUUUUAAAUGAAAAGCCACAAAGCUGGUGCGUGGGCUGUGUGCUUUGGGGCAGUGGCCCUGUGCUGGGAGCAGCAGCACAGUGGGGUGGGACAAGGCAUUUGAGGUCUGGUGGGAGCUGCUGAAUCUCUCCUUUUUUAAAAUGUGUAUAGCUCUUGUGUCUCUUUGGGGUUUUUUGGGUUUUUUUUUAUUUUACCACCAAUUUCACUGACCUCUCCUGGAAGCCUGGGAUCUUGCUGGAGCCUGGGCAGCAAUAAUGAGAAUCACAGCCCUGGCAGCCAAACCAGAAGGCACUGUGGGCAGCUGACAGCCCAGGCAUGGGGUGCAGGUCCCUGGCAUCACUCCCAGCCUGUGCCAGGGACCUGGGUCCCUCUGGAAGUGGUGGGAAGCUCUGCAGGCUGCAUCCAUGUGGGGUGACCCAGUACGACAGUAAAAAUGCCUGACAAGGCAGGUGGUUUUAACAAUUUGUUGGGUUUUUCUGAGCCUGUUUUCUCCGCAAUUAGUACUAAUUAUACACCUGGAGCUCCCUCUACCCCACCCUGCAUGGGGGUGGCCGUGUUUGAGCAACAGCAGGUCCCUGGGAGCUGCCAGGGACCAGGGAAUUAAGAGCAUCCCCCUCCCGGGUGCCUGAGCACCAGCUGCUCCCUCGGUGGGCAGAGCAGCCGCUGGGUCAGCUCAGGUCAAAUCCUGGAUGCGGGGGUGGGAAAAGGAAAAAGCUCCUUUGGUAUCUGUGUGACAGAGCCCGCAGCAGGAGGGAUUAAGGCGCUGCAGGCUCUCAAGGAAGCCAUUUGCUGGCUUAGGUUUUAGUGCAGAGAAAUAAUAUUCCAGAGCUGGGUCUGGGAUUGUGGGGAUGCUGUCUCGGGGUGUCAUUCAGCUGGGUCCAGCACCCUGUAGCUCAUCUGGGGCUGGCACCUGCUGGCAGCCACCUCACGCUUUAUUAUGAGGUUUACUCCAUGUGGCUGGAGGUUUGAAUAUGGUCUCAGAUCAUUUUUAGCUAUUUUUAAAAAAAUCACUGCGUCCCACUUUGCCCUAGGCUGCCACCAGCCAGGCGUGUCCCAGGGAGCAGGUGGCACAGGCUGACCUCUCUUCUGAGGUUGUUUGCACAACAACCUAUUCAACUAUUAUUCAAGGUGUUUUAGCUGGAUUUUUGCUCAGCUGCAGGCAGUGGUGUGGGUCUUCUCCCACCCUAAAAGAAAUCCCACCUUUUACAGAGAAAGACUAAUAAACCUUAAUCAGUCAGAGCACAACUAACCCCAUGGAGCAGGAGAACAGCCCAAACAUUACAAAAUAAGGCUUGCAGCACACAAAACCAGCUCCUAGCAAAUGCAAGCAUGACGAAGAGGAAGAAGUCUCCAUCAUCAUCCUCCUAAUCCUGGUGAAGAACCCGACACAGGCGGAUGGCCAGAACACAAGAGGGAAGGGGCUGGCACUUAGGUCUACUGAUUUUAUUGUGUUACCAAUAAUCUGCAGUAAAAAUGGGCCCAUUCAGUUUAUUGUUGGAA